Molecule: messenger RNA, 840 nt
Organism: Hylaeus anthracinus
Lineage: Eukaryota; Metazoa; Arthropoda; Insecta; Hymenoptera; Colletidae
Gene: RpS7
Product: 40S ribosomal protein S7
Exons: 5
Coding region: 229-810 (193 amino acids)
Biological process (GO): ribosomal small subunit biogenesis; rRNA processing; translation
Cellular component (GO): ribosome; cytosolic small ribosomal subunit; 90S preribosome
Molecular function (GO): structural constituent of ribosome
Source: RefSeq, a predicted model, not a curated record
UUACUUUGCAUGAUGUUCGCAGCAUUGCAAUUUAUUAAAUAAAUUGAGUUUUUUUCUUGGAUUGCAAUUAGGAAAUUUGAUAAAAUUGGAUUUUAUUUGAUAGAUCUUCUUGAGACAUUUGACAGCAUAUUGUGAUUUACUAAGUUGUUUCUGAAACAGCCUUUUUCUGUGUGUUAUACGUUCCGAAUAAAAGUUCUGCUGCGAAUAAAAUUAUUAUCAAAUACAAAUAUGUUCACGGCUAACGCUAAAAUAAUAAAAAGCGGCGGAGCUGAACCUGAUGCGUUCGAAGCUAGUAUCUCCCAAGCUCUUUUGGAGCUGGAAAUGAAUAGUGAUUUAAAGUCACAGCUGAGAGAACUCUACAUCACUAAAGCACGCGAAAUAGAAACUAAUAACAAGAAGUGUAUUAUUAUAUACGUACCUAUGCCAAAAUUGAAGGCUUUCCAAAAAAUUCAAAUCAGACUUGUACGUGAACUGGAAAAGAAAUUUUCUGGCAAACAUGUCAUGUUUGUUGGUGAACGUAAAAUUUUACCCAAACCAACAAGGAAAACACGUACUAAGAACAAGCAAAAGAGGCCAAGAAGCCGUACCUUGACUGCAGUAUAUGAUGCAUUAUUAGAGGACUUGGUCUAUCCUGUAGAGAUCGUUGGCAAACGUAUCAGAAUUAAACUAGAUGGUACACAGCUGAUCAAAGUUCAUUUGGACAAAAAUGAGCAAACAAAUAUUGAGCAUAAGGUUGAUACUUUUGCUGCAGUAUAUAAAAAACUAACAGGUCGGGAUGUAACAUUUGAAUUCCCAGAAACCUAUGUAUAAUUUGUUAAAAAAAUAAAAAUAUUUGAAAGA